Molecule: messenger RNA, 520 nt
Organism: Linderina pennispora
Lineage: Eukaryota; Fungi; Kickxellomycota; Kickxellomycetes; Kickxellales; Kickxellaceae
Exons: 3
Coding region: 136-369 (77 amino acids)
Source: RefSeq, a predicted model, not a curated record
GCGGGAGUGGAGCACACGCUGGCGGGCUGUGUUCCUUGUCUGUGCACUGCUUCUGACAGUAAUCGCUGCGUCUUUUCAAGCUCUAUCAUUAUACACCCCCUAUCUCCCCUUUUCAGCCCAAACAUAUUUGCUACCAUGGGAUUCAUUAAGAACAACCCAAGAUCGAUUCUGCUCGCAUGGUCUGGCAUCAUUGCUGUUGGUUUCGGGUCGUUCGUCUACGCCAAGGACCUUGUCAGCAACGAGCGGCGUGCUGAGGAGAUCCGGCGGAUCAAGCGGGAACGGCGUCGCGGCGCGUACAGCCACUACGACACGCUCCACCACAACUCGGAGGAGACUCAGCCGCAGGCUGCAAAGUCCGAGCAGGCGUGAGCAUGCCGAUUUCCGAAAAUCACUGGAUUUUUCGCUGAUUCUGCUCUCCUCUGCGGGCGAGGCGUGCUACAAAAAAGAACACAGCCAUGUCUGACUUUUUCCUUCUUUUCUCUCUUUGCCCACUUUUUUUCUUUUUCAACAAACUUCCUUC